Neohortaea acidophila is the source of this 588-nucleotide messenger RNA. RefSeq lists its product as uncharacterized. Gene Ontology annotation, biological process: regulation of DNA-templated transcription. The record is from RefSeq and is a predicted model, not a curated record. Lineage: Eukaryota; Fungi; Ascomycota; Dothideomycetes; Mycosphaerellales; Teratosphaeriaceae. Gene Ontology annotation, molecular function: DNA-binding transcription factor activity. The transcript has 3 exons. The coding region runs from base 1 to 588 and encodes 195 amino acids.
AUGUCACAGGGCGAGUCAGGCACACCGCGCGCCGCGGCUUCUACCGACGAGGACGACUGGAGUUCAGUCAAAGACCCCAACGAGCGGAGAAAGAUACAGAAUCGACUUGCGCAACGGAAAUUCCGCGAAAAGACUCGACAACAGCGCGAGGAUGCAGAAAGAGACGCGGCAAACCAGCAACACGCCGCAAGCGCAUACACCCCUCCUUCCCCCCAGGACCUCGUCAGGAGCACUUCCAACGAAGAGGGCCUGCCAUGGGGCAGCAUCCCCCUCGGACACGCCAUGGCUACGAGCAAACAGAAGGAGCAGAGCUCGGGGGAAUCGUCGGUCACCCUGGCAGAAACGUCGAAAGCCGGGGCCAGCUCCAGCACAGGGUCGGACUCCUUCUCGUGGUCCACUACGCCCGAGGCCGUCCUGCCUGGGCUGCUUGGCGGGCACAGUUCGCGUCCUACGUUCAGUCCCGUUCUGUCUCAGGAACUAAUGGCCUACGAUACGGACAAUGGACAGCUUGAGAGAGAUCCUUGUGAUGUAGAAAUGGAGUCGGCUGCGGGUCAGCUUUGGUUCGAAGACGCUUGGGACGUCAUGUGA